This is a messenger RNA of Pelodiscus sinensis (Chinese soft-shelled turtle), 965 nucleotides long. Lineage: Eukaryota; Metazoa; Chordata; Testudines; Trionychidae. The record is from RefSeq and is a predicted model, not a curated record.
AAAGCAGCACAGGCAGGCUCUGAACAGGAACAGUUCUACCCAGAGUGUACCCUGGAGAACAACAGGCCAAGCAGCACAAGUGAGCCAGCCCCGGGCCACGCAGGGAACACCCCAUUCCCACACCACUUUGAGGAGGAGGAGGAGGAAGACGACGAUCUCAAUGAGGCCUUUUCUAGCUGCACAGAGGAGGGCGCUCCGGAUCCAGCAGACUUUGGGUCUCCCACACCAGAAGGCAACUCGUCCAUCACACACUUACCGAGGAGUUGGACCCCGCCCAGCCUGCCCCCAGCACAGCAGGAUGAAGUGGGAUUGGGGCACUGGAGACCAAACACCCACCUGCCACAAGGGACCCUCCGCUAAAGCUUCUGUGGGCCAACGAGGCUCGAUCAUCAGUCUUCCGGUACUGAUGUAUCCCCGUAAUGGACUGACCAGUCAGAGCCCUCUCAGUGCCUGCAGCUCAGAGCGGUCAGCACCAAGAGCAUCUCUUCCCCACACUGUGCCUGAGGCAUCUCCUCGCUCUCUGUGCCUUUGGGGUCCCUGCUCUGCCCCGGGGGUUUGGUUCCCUGACUUUUUGGUGGGUUCGAUUGUGCUAGUGCCAGGGAAGCUGCCAUGCCAGCAACUUCCUGAAGCCAGCCCUGAGCUCCCUUCACGACCUCUGUCCUUCCUGCCUCCCUCCUGCUGUGUAGGGAGUCAGAGACUCCAGAGGGCUGCCCACUGCUUCAGGCCGAAGAAUGGGGUUAGACUUUUCUUCUGGGUAGGUAACACCCCCUUUGCUGUGGCUCUAGGGCACCCAUUGCAUUAAUCAAGCGAGCACAAAGCUGCAGGCCCUGCUUGCUCCCUUUGUGACUGUGAGGUGGAGUCCCUGCCCCCUUCGCUACAGACUCUGUCAUGUGGUGAAACCUUUGAUUUUUAAAGGAGACUAUCACCUUUGUAAAAUGUGAUAAAAGGAGUUUUUUACAUUGUAA